Molecule: messenger RNA, 3467 nt
Organism: Sorex araneus (European shrew)
Lineage: Eukaryota; Metazoa; Chordata; Mammalia; Eulipotyphla; Soricidae
Gene: HCRTR2
Product: hypocretin receptor 2
Exons: 8
Coding region: 312-1703 (463 amino acids)
Biological process (GO): circadian sleep/wake cycle process; feeding behavior; G protein-coupled receptor signaling pathway
Cellular component (GO): membrane
Molecular function (GO): orexin receptor activity
Source: RefSeq, a predicted model, not a curated record
UGAGAGUCUCUGGGCUGGGGCUGAGCCGGCUCAGAGUGUCCUUGCUGCCGCCUCCAGCGCCCUGUGCCUGGACCUCCAGCCGCUGCAUGCACAGGAGGGUGGCCGGCGCGGAGUCUCCCUGGCAGGAGGGUGCCCGGCGCGGAGUCUCCCUGGCACUGGCAGGAGGGUGCCCGGCGCGGAGCACCCAGGCAUUGGUCCGGGAACUUUUCACGUCAUUUUCUGCUCGGCAGCUCGGCACCCGGGUCCUCGGUGCCCAUGGGGCAGGGCUAGAGGAGCUUGCGGCGCCGAGCUGACCCGGACGGACGCCCGUGAUGUCCGGCCCGGACCCGGAGGACUCCCCCCCUUGUCGCAACUGGUCAUCCGCCGCGGAGCUGAACGCGACUCGGGGGCCCUUCGCCAGCCCCAGCGACUAUGACGACGAGGAAUUCCUGCGCUACCUGUGGAGGGAGUACCUGCACCCUAAGGAGUACGAGUGGGUCCUGAUCGCCGGCUACAUCAUCGUGUUCGUGGUGGCCCUCGUCGGGAACGUGCUGGUUUGUGUGGCAGUGUGGAAAAAUCACCAUAUGAGGACAGUAACCAACUACUUCAUCGUGAAUCUUUCUCUGGCCGACGUGCUUGUCACCAUCACCUGCCUUCCGGCCACUCUGGUUGUGGACAUCACUGAGACCUGGUUCUUUGGACAGUCCCUCUGCAAAGUGAUUCCCUAUUUACAGACCGUGUCAGUGUCCGUCUCUGUCCUCACCCUGAGCUGCAUCGCCCUGGACCGAUGGUACGCCAUCUGCCACCCUCUGAUGUUUAAGAGCACGGCCAGGCGCGCCCGGAACAGCAUCAUCGUCAUCUGGAUCGUGUCCUGCAUCAUCAUGAUUCCUCAGGCCAUCGUCAUGGAGUGUAGCACUGUGCUUCCGGGCUUGGCCAACAAGACCACUCUCUUUACCGUGUGUGAUGAGCACUGGGCUGGUGAAAUUUACCCGAAGAUGUAUCACAUUUGUUUCUUUCUGGUCACAUACAUGGCACCCCUGUGUCUUAUGGUAUUAGCCUAUCUACAAAUAUUUCGCAAACUAUGGUGCAGGCAGAUCCCGGGGACAUCGUCUGUGGUUCAGAGGAAAUGGAAACCCCUGCAGCCGGUUUCACAGCUCAGAGGGCCCGGACAGCAGACCAAGUCCAGGAUUAGCGCCGUGGCUGCUGAAAUAAAGCAGAUCCGAGCCAGACGGAAAACAGCUCGGAUGCUCAUGGUGGUGCUUUUGGUGUUUGCAAUUUGCUAUCUGCCAAUUAGCAUUCUCAAUGUGCUAAAGAGGGUGUUCGGGAUGUUUGCUCACACGGAAGACAGAGAGACGGUAUAUGCCUGGUUUACAUUUUCACACUGGCUUGUAUAUGCCAAUAGUGCUGCGAACCCAAUUAUUUAUAAUUUUCUCAGUGGAAAAUUUCGGGAGGAAUUUAAAGCCGCGUUCUCCUGUUGUUGCCUGGGAGGUCACCAUCGCCAAGAGGACCGACUCAGCAGGGGCAGGACCAGCACCGAGAGUCGGAAAUCUCUCACUACCCAGAUCAGCAACUUGGAAAACAUCUCCAAGCUCUCGGAGCAGGUCGUGCUCACCAGUAUAAGCACACUCCCAGCCGCUAACGGAGCAGGACCCCUGCAGAACUGGUAUCUACAACAGGGGCCGCCAUCAUCAUCCUCACUGCUCUCCACCUGGUUGGAAGUUUGAACGAAGAGCAUGUGUUGUGUCACUGGGAGUCAGUUCAAGGACAUCAUGGUUUCAGACUAAUUGUCACAGCAUUGCCAGUGCAGAAUGAAAGACUUGUUUUACAGCACCUGGGUGCUUUAUGGAUGCCUGGAUGACUUGAAAAGUUGCAUUUUCCAAUCCAGUUACCCUCCCGGAAGUCUAUUUUGUAAAAUGAGACUGUUUCUAAGAAUGGUCAUCAUAUGAAAGAAAAGCAAACACACAGCAGUACUGACAGAACUGUGGGAAUGGAAUAAUGGACUGAUCACAUUGCUUUCAACAUGCUGAUACAAAUUUCCUUCAAAGCAGUCUGGAUUUAAUAUAGUUACUUAAUAAGACAUGUGGCAGAGACACAGGUGUUACCCAAAUCUGCCAGUCUUAUGGAAAAAGGGUCAACUUCUUACUACAUUCUGUGCUAAUAACACAAAAGAGAAGACAAUUAAAAGAAUGUUUUAUGCUAUACUUAUAGUAUGUAUCUUUUUUUUGCUGUAUCUCAAGACAAUGUAAAAUGAUAUUGAAUUUUUACUAAUAGUUAUGAGGCAAAUUUAUCUAAUACAGAAUUUAUUUGAACUUCCUUAUUUCUGAAUUUUUACAAAUCCAUGAAAACUUUUAUCUUUGAAUUCAUUCAUUCUUGAUAAAAUAGGACUUAUGGUUUCUGAAGAAAUUGACUUCUAAAAUUUCCAAAAUUGAAAUCAUUCUUGGAUACUAAACUCUUAGAACUCAUUGAUGAAUUAAUUGGAAAAGUGCCAGGUACAACAUUACUGAAUUUUACUCCCAAUUUUAAUUAAGAUACAGAUACACGUGUUUAUAAAUGCAUAUGAAAAGAUAUAAAUGUAAUCUGAAUAGACGUAAACUGAAUAAUGAGAGUAAGAAACCCUGAAAAUGCUACAGACACAAAUUGGGGGUGGGAGGGCUCUACUAUUAUUUAAAUAAUAAUGUAAUAGAAUGUUUCACACUUAAUAUAUAUCAUAAGAGUACUCAUAUGCACUUCAAUCAAUUCUGGGUAUUUACUAAAAUUUAGAAGCUUUUCAAUUCUGGUUCAUUUUCAACAGAUAAUUUUUCUACUUCCUAAAUAUUACAAUUUUUAAAAGUUGCAUUUAGGUCAUGUGAAAUUGAUUUUCAAAUGGCAUGAGCAAAAUAAUAGACUUUUUGAGCCUGAAUGUAAACAGUCACAAUAUCAUUAAAAAUUUAUCCUGUUACCUAUGUACUACAGGCAAUGAAGCGCAGAGGCAUGGAAAAUACAGUUAAAUCCUCAGAUUGAAAGGAGUUUAUUUUCUAGAGAAUUACAUCUAUUAAGGAGGGACAAAGACUCUUUUCCACUUGCCACAUAUUUCCACUAUCUCAAAUUUCCUUUAUAAGCUUUGUGGUUAGAAUGUCUUUUGAGUUUUUCUUGAAAUGUAUUUUCUAUAACUAUUGUAUCUUAUGUAUGAAAUAUCAAGUCACUCCUUUAACAAUUGUCUUACACAUUUAUGGUUCUUUAUGGCUGAUUAACUGUGUCUUCACGAAGAAAUUACCAAAUCUGAUGUGUUUGCACACCAACUACUGUGAAAGAUGCUCAUUGUAUAGUUUUUAAGUAAAAAACAUUGAGAAUUCUAUAAUCACAUUCACUCUGCUGUCUUUGCUUUGUGAAAAGUUUGUUGUUGAUUGGAUAAGUUGGAUGUUUAUGCAUAACGUACCAAAUCUUUGUAUUUAAGGAUGAAGUUAGUACAGUACUUAACGAUCAAAAUAUUUUCCCAAUAAAUUUAUAUA